UCAAUGUUUUCGCCAUGUAUAUAUGGGGCACAAGACACAUACAGUGCAAGGAUACAGUUUUUGCGGAUUUGGAAUACAAACAAUGAUCCCUCCAUUAUAGGAAGAUUUUACUUAGACUAUCUGUWUGAAAGCAGAGUGUUGCCACAACAUAUCCGCAUAGACAAGGGAACAGAAACUGGCAUCAUGGCCACUAUGCACUGUUUUCUCCGUAAUAAGCAUGGAGAUCUGGAAGAUGCAACUGAUAGCGUUCUUUAUGGUCCUUCCACACAAAACAAAAUAGAAAGGUGGUGGAGGGAACUAUUGGAAAGAAUGGAGAAAUUCUUCAAGAAGCAACUAUCCUCAUUGGUAGAAGAUGGAGAUUAUGACCCAUGUAAUGAAACAGARCGAAUGUUGCUUGCUUUCAUCUACAUACCUGUCAUACAGAAGGAGCUUGAUGUCUUUCGUACUUCUGUAUGGAACGCUCAUCGAAUUCGAAAGCAAAAGAAAAAGGAACUCCCUACUGGAGUUCCAGAUCAUAUCUACCAUUGCCCAGAGGAGUAUGGUUCUGAAAAAUGUGGCCUUACAGUUACAGCAGAUAAUCUGGAAGAAGUGGCGGAGGUGUCAAAUGUACUCACUGGCACUGAUGACUACUUAGAGAGUGCUUUUCGUGUGGAGUGUGAAAGGCACAUUCCAAACACAGAAGAUAUUGAGCCUUCUCAAGCAUAUAAUGCUUACAUCUAUCUGAAAUCUCACUUUGAUGUAAACAGAGUAUGA
Molecule: messenger RNA, 753 nt
Organism: Actinia tenebrosa (Australian red waratah sea anemone)
Lineage: Eukaryota; Metazoa; Cnidaria; Anthozoa; Actiniaria; Actiniidae
Source: RefSeq, a predicted model, not a curated record